Messenger RNA from Mytilus californianus (California mussel), 10712 nucleotides. RefSeq names its product ras-related protein R-Ras2-like. Gene Ontology annotation, biological process: signal transduction. Gene Ontology annotation, molecular function: GTPase activity; GTP binding; GDP binding. Gene Ontology annotation, cellular component: plasma membrane. The record is from RefSeq and is a predicted model, not a curated record. NCBI's taxonomy places the organism in Eukaryota, Metazoa, Mollusca, Bivalvia, Mytilida, Mytilidae. The coding region runs from base 48 to 659 and encodes 203 amino acids. The transcript is spliced from 6 exons.
UACUUCCGUCAUCUUUACCACAGAAAAACAACCCACUCACAAAAAAUAUGUCAAAAGCAAGCGAUUCAAACAAUACUAGCCAAAGUUAUAAAUUGGUUGUAGUAGGUGGAGGUGGUGUUGGGAAAAGUGCCUUAACCAUACAAUUUAUACAGUCAUACUUUGUAACAGAUUAUGAUCCAACCAUAGAAGAUUCAUAUACCAAACAAUGUGUUAUAGAUUCAGUUGUUGCCAGACUAGACAUUUUAGAUACUGCAGGACAAGAAGAGUUCAGUGCUAUGAGAGAGCAGUACAUGAGAUCGGGGGAAGGUUUUUUGUUAGUUUAUUCUGUGACUGAUAGAAGCAGUUUUAAUGAAAUUUAUAAAUUCCACAAGCAGAUAUUACGAGUGAAAGAUAGAGAAGAAUUCCCUAUGAUAUUAGUAGCAAAUAAAGCUGAUUUAGAACAUCAAAGAAUAGUCACAAGAGAGGAAGGUCAAGAAUUAUCUAGACAACUGAGAAUAAAUUAUAUAGAAGCUAGUGCUAAAAUGAGACUUAAUGUAGAUCAGUCAUUUUAUGAUUUAGUCAGAAUUAUAAGAAAAUUUCAAGCAGAAGAAAGACCAGAAGAAAAUUCUCGAAAAAAUGGAAGCGGCAAACAUCGGAAAGGACGAUGCUCUAUAUUAUGAUGUACAAAAGACAAAUUUACUGUGUAAAUGUGAUAAAAAUGAGGUCACAAACAUAAAGAAAGACAACUUCUGGUGCCAUGUAUUUUCAUUGUUAACAUCUGAACAGCAUCGUGUGUAAGAUUCGCUCUUUUGCUUCAGUUGAGAUGUUUGUGAUCGCAGAAACUUUUCAUCCUUCUUGUGUCUUCUGCCUUUGAGAAAGGAUUUAUUGGUGUAGUCUUGAUGUUAUCCAUUCAUACGUUGCAUUUCAUCUUUGCGAAGAAAAAACUGUUACCAAUAUAUAGUGAAUCGUGUUUCCAGUGUAGAUUUUAUAAAUUGAUUGUGUUUUCUGGCAUAGAUUUAUAUAGUGCUCAAAUGUUAUCCAUUUUGUUUUGAAUGGACAUUAACAAUACUGUUGUAAUGUUUUCUGUGACUAUAUACCCAUAUAGUGUACAACUUUAAAGACUAGACCUUUGACCUUGUUUUGACAUAUUUUUCCAUCUUAUUCUGUGGUAGAGUUUAGGUCAGAUCAUUUUCCUAGUGGCCCUCAAAUGUAAAAAGUAAUCUCUGCCUUUUUGCAUUUCUUUGGACUGCUGAAAUCUAUGAAUUGAGAAUAAAAUAUAAUCCUUCCCUUUUUUACAUUUCCUUUUACAACUAAAAUCUUGAAUUUAAACAGAAAUAUUGAUUUUAUUUCAUGCUUUCAUUGCGUUUUAAACUAAUUUGAAAAUGAAAUUUUAAAUAUUUUUCAUUUAAUUUGAAGUCCCAACUUUAAAAUUGUUUGCUUUGUUUUUGCAUUCCAAUAUUGCUGACUUGUUUGUAAGCUAAUUAAAUUCUUGCAUUAUAAGUACUUAUACAGCCUAAACCAUUCACCUAUUAACCAAUCUUCUUGCAGGUGGUCAAUUCUUUAGUUAUAAGAACUUUUAAGAAUAAAAAACAGCUGAACAAAAAAAAUUAAUUCAUAUUUUGAAUAUUUUGGAUUUUAGUCACUUUUUAUAAGAAGCUGCAGUAUCAACCUUAAUACAAUUGACCACUUAAUGGAAUAGUGGUUAACACAUAAAUGGUUUCUGCUAUAAAACAAUUAACAGUAUUAUAGUUGUCUUUACCUCCUGUGUAUAUUCCUCUGUAUGCUUUGUAACUAAUUCAUGGCCAGUUUCUGACUUUUAUGUGCAAUAUUGGAGGUUUCUGAUUUCUGAAUAAUAUUUGUGGCUGUGAUUAGAAAAAAUAUUGUAUUUCCAGUUUAUGGCUGAAUGAUUCCCGUGGUUACAUAAGUGCUGAGGAAUGAUGGAGAAUAGGAAACGUAUAGUAUUCUUAAAUUGAAUUAUUUUCUCAAAUAAAAAAAAAGAUUUCAUAUACAAAGUAGUAGUUGAAAACUGAAGGACUGGUGUGCACCUACAAACUUUAUUGAAAAUUAGAUUCAUUGAUGUCUUGAUAUUACAUCUAUUGGUUGUCAUUUCAGUUGGAUACAUUUUGUGUACUUAAGGUCAUGAGUCAACGUGCAAGGGAAAUAACUCUCUAAACAUCAACAAAAUAUAUUGGUAGUAUUGUGGAAUUGAAUCCUUUUAUUUACAUGGACUCAAAUUUGUAAAGAAGAUAACAUCUUCUGUUUAGGCCAUUGAGUAUAUAUUGUCGAGGGAAUGUGUGUUUAAUAGUUUUUAUUAAUUGCUGCUAGGAAUUGUAUUUUCACCUUAAGAUUUGGAGUAAAUUUGCUGUGAAGUUAAUUUGGGCCAAGUUUUUUUUAAGUGUCAUUCUUACUUGUGGUUGCUUUCUUGCCAUCUGCUUUCGAAGUCAUUGUAAGUAUUUAUUAAUUCUGUCCAAUGCUUUUUUUUUUAUUAUGGAGUGCUGAAGGAACAAAAGUUUAGUGAAAAGGUUUAUGUAUCCAAUGUUGUGUUUUCUUAACCUAUACAGUGGCAUUAUGAUAAAUUCUCUGCAUGUUGAUACCCCAGUAUGGGGCAUUAUGGUUUCUUGUCUGUGUAUCAGUCUGUCUGUUCUGUAUCAGGUUAAAUUUUUGGGAUAGAGUUUACCAUGAAGUUGUAGUCACAUCAACUUGACUACUCAUUUUCAUUAUGAUGUGAACAUUUUCAAAUGCAUGCCAAAUUAAGGUUUUGACACCGAUUUUGUAGUUCCCUGAACAUAGAAAUGUAUUAGUGCAAGCAGGGCAAGGUGUCCUAUGUACAUAUAUUCUUUUUCUUAUUAAUGAAAGUGUUGAUUUUGGGUAUGACCUCUUCAUUCUCCUGUUUAAUUCAACUGAUCAUUUUUAAAUGUUAGGUUUUUCCAAGAUUUUUGUUUUAGAUAUGUCAAAGAUAAGAUUUUUUCCUUACAAAACAAAGGUUCCUUUUAUUAAUGUUUUCAUCAUUUAUAACAAAAAGUUUUUCAUCUCUUUGUCAGGUUACCAAAGAAUUAUAGCAGCAUAAAUAAGUAUUUAAUUUCUAUAUUCUUGUUGUUUCAUUGAUAUCAUAGAAAUCAAAUAUAUUAUAUCUAUAAUUGGCCAUUUCAGAAUCUAAAGGACUAUGGGUAAUUUCAUUGUUCGUACCCCAAAAUGAAAAUAACCUCACGUCAUUGGUUGAAUUUCCAUUGUUUAGGACGUUUUUAACCAAUCACGACGUUUUGGUGUACAUUUUUGAAAAUAUUACCCAGAAUGCAUUAGAUUCUGAAACUAAAAAUAACUUCUGGUUCUAACAGAUUUAUAUACCUUAAUCUAUCUUCUAUUUUUUUAAAAAGAAUAUGGGAAAUAUAUGAGCUGUAAAAAUAAUUAUUAAUUGUGUGAAGAAAAAAAUUAGUCUUACCCAAACUAUGAAUUUAACUAGUCUUGUUGCAUAUUAAUGUACAUUCCUCUAUAAUCUUUCUGUAACCUUUAUUUUGUUACUAUUUGUUAUUGAUAAUUUUAAUUUUGUAAAGUAUGUAAUAAUUUAUAUCUUACUUUUAAACUAGAGAGAUUAGUUUGUAUCUUGCAUUGUAUUAAAUUUGUUGUUAUUUAUUUUUUGUAAAUUUGAUCCAGUGAUUUUUUCUUUUGUUUGAAAAAAAAUACAUAGAGGACUGCAUGUGGGGUGUAAUAAGUUUGAAUUGUUUGUUUCAGUAUUUUCGUAUUUAUAGAUAAUAAAAUGGCAGAAAAGUUUGCAAUUUGAGCAUUAUAAUUUUUAAAUAAUUAAGAAAAAAAGGUUUUUAAAAAAAUACUGUCAUUUUUCAUUUAUUUGCAGGCUUGAAUAAAUUGCUUUUUGCUGCUGUUUUUGUAAUGCUUGUACAAUUACUGAAUACAGAGAUUAAACAAAUUUAAAAAAAAAUUAAUAGCGUUUUAUGGUUUAUCUUUAACCAACUUUUUUGUGCAGAGCAAAGGUAGCCAUUACCUACGUUAAGAGAGAUAACACUUUAAAUUGGUUAAACGUUUGUAAUAAUCCUUUCCAUCAAUGUUUGUAAAGUAUUUAUGUGAAACAGAAAUUAAAUGAUCUGUGUUACUUUGAAACUUAGAAAAUAUUUAAGAAAAUGUUUGACAUAAAGGUACAAGUGAUUUUUAACAGUUAUGCCCCGUAGUGUAGCUGUAUCUUCUUAAACUGGCCAAAACUGGCUUAGAGCUGGUUAUUAGUUUUUGGAGUAAUUUGUGUCAUAAUUUUUGAAAAUUAAUAAGUAAAUAAUAAAAAUUAGGGAGAAUAGAAGGUUUCUAACAUUUUUUAUUACCCGGUAAACAAGACUAAUUAAAAAGGAUUUGAUAAUUCCAACAAAAUUGUAAUUAAUUAUAAACAUGUAAUCAAUUUGUACAGAUAUUAACAACUUUAUACAGUUUUAUUUAUACAAUAUGUACUUAACUCAGAUUAGUUUUAUUUUUAGGGAAUUUAUGUUUACAUUUAUUAUGACAUUUAUAUGAUUCGUAAAAAAAAAAAAACUAAUGAAUAUAAAGGAGCGAUCGUAGAAUGAAUUAUAAAUAUGAGUAUAUUGGGAAAAUCUGAUUGUUCCUUUUUUUAUAAUUACAUGCUUUGUUUGUAUGUAUAUACCCGAAUAGCUUUAAAUUUUAUGCUUUUGAUAUUUCAGUUUUCUCUGGUAAGAAAAUUGCUAUCAGUAUAAAGAUUUUUUUUUUGUAAUUUUAUAAAUUACAUUUACAUUUUAUUUUUAUAAUCUGUAGAAUUUUUAAGCAAGUUUAUAUCCUUGCUUGACAUGACCUUGAAAAUAUCUCUCUGAACCAAUAUUUUGAUAAUUGUGUCUAGUAAUGGACAUAUUUACUGGUCAAGGGUCCAGUCUGAUCUUUUCAGCUUAGCAGUUUUAGCUUGGGUUCAGGAAGUACUGCUAAAAUCUGAUAUAACAGCACUUAUAUAAAUGAGGACAAUUUUUAUAGAUCAAAAAAUAAAAAAUCUGGAAAAAUGGAGAUAGGUCCAUGUGCACAUUUUGGAGACAUGCUCAUCUAAAAAAAUAGAUAUAAAAUUGACUAUUAAACAAAUUUAUUGUGUAGUCUGUAAAAGCUGAAUAAAUCAUUCUUGAACUCACCUGUAGAAGGUUAAGUAUUGCAUUUCAAAAUUUAUUUUGAUUUUGAGAUAUAAAUGUACUAUCUAAAUUAGUACAUUUGAGUUCUACUAAAUCUUCCACUAUCUAUUAGGAGACACAUUGGCUCGUUCAGAUGCUUAACGAUUUCUGUUAUAUUAUUUUAGCUUAUAUUGUUUUGUAUAUUGCUUUUAAUCAUUGUAUUUUGAUUGAACAACUGUACAGCAUUUUAAUUUUCAUAUUUCUAGUCAUUAAAAACAAUGAAUAUCAAAACAUUAAUCAAUACUUUGUUUUUUUCAUAUGCACUUUUUGAUAUCAUUAUCACAUUUUGAAUAUCUUUCUAUCAUCAAACUCAGUCAACUGAAAUCUUUAAGAUAUCGAUUUCACUAGUGAUUUCAAAUAAACAAAAUAAAAACUUUUUUAAUUAGUAUACCCUAAAUUUCUAUUUGGAUCAUAGCCCCUGCCAUUGAAUAUAACCAAAAUACUUAUAAAGUAAAUAAAUUAUACUUAUAUGUUUAACUCAAGCCUUUCUUUGGAAUUCUACAUUAUAAAAAGAGGAGGUCGGAUGAAUUUCUCCAUUUUAGAAUUGUGUUUCGUGAGCAAUUUAUUGAACUGAAUUUAAAUAUCUUUGAAAAAAUAACAUUUUAAACCUCUGAAACAGAUUUUAUUCAAUUAAAUUUAAUCACAGUAGGGUAAAUUUUUGCAGCAGAAUCCAUCCAUCUGUCAACCAGUUUUGUUGCAAGUGUUGAGAUCAUAUCAGAAUGUUACAGGAGUUAUUGAAAAAAAUGUUUGAUGUUAGUAAAAAUUGCUGAACAGCUUUAUUUACUUUAGAUUAAGUUUGAUUUGCUUAAGUAAUUUAAGAAUGUUUGCCUAACACUGAGCAUUUUUUUUUUUAUUUCAACAACUAUCAAAUUUGUAGAGCUUCUGUAACAUUCCGAAAAAAAUUACCCCUUGCAAGAAAAUAGAUUAAAAGAUAAGUGAGGAUUGGGAGUCUUCGCUGUUAUGUCAUUUAAAUAAAUUAUUUAAGUUUUAGUCAUCAUUUUGUACAUUUUUUUUUUCAUUUACUUGGAGGUUCUUUCAUUUAUAACAGAGCAAGUGUUUAAUUAUAUUUGUCAGAGGAGUAUUUGUAAUUUAAUAUAUAAAUGAAUACAUUUAAAAAAAAACUAUGUUUUUUGAAAUCCAUUUAAAAUGUUGUAAGUUGGUGUAAAAAAGUUGCAUUUUUGUCUCACAUUUUGAUAACAGACCUGAAAGAAUGCAGGAAACUUAAAACUAUUUUUCUAAUGAUUGUAGUUUAAAGGUUUGGUUGGCCUGCUUGCUUUGUUUGUAUAAAUGUUUGCUCAAGCAUUGUAAUUAAGAUUGACAUCUGCAAUCAAUAGAUAGGCGGGGCUUCAGCUUGUAUACAUAAUACUCUGCACUAUUACAUUACAUCCAAUAACAUUUAAGUAUAAUGUAUACAAGCUGAAGCCCCGCCUAUCUAUUGAUUGCAGAUGUCAAUCUUAAUUACAAUGCUUAUCCUUUGAUAAGGGAAUUGGACAUCAUUGUUAUUAUAGACCAUAAUGCUGUGUUAACCAUCUAGAAUGUUAAACCAAAGAUGAACUCUUUUGAAUUUAUUGGGAUACAGGAAUCAAAGUAAACUAACUGUACAGUGAUGGUAGUAAAUUUACCUAGUAAAGCUUAAAGAUCUGCAAAAAAGAAGUGGACUUCACCACCCCCUUAUUUUUUGUAUAAUUGUUGAAUUAAAUUUUGCAUUCAAAUAUCAAUACUCUAGUAAACUGGCAUUUUAUAAGAAAUUUGAAUAUCUGUUUUGUGUAAUGUUUUAGUUUUAGUCUUAGGAAAGAAAAUUUAUUUCUUCCAUUUAAGCCCUUAUAACAAGAGCUCACAUAUAUUUGCAUUGCUUUGACUAUUCUGUCUUUCAUCUUUAUGCUUUAUUGAAUUUAAUUCGUAAUGUCUCGCCUAAUGCAUUACUCAAUUUUUUCAUUGUAAUUAUGUGGAGUGAGAAGUUUUACUGCUAGCUUGCUGAUUGAUUUAUCUCCAAUGUAUCAUUACAUGGUAAAUUUUGGGGAUAUAAGAAUAUUACAUGGUGGCUGUAUUCCAAAAAAACAUUUAAUCUCCAAAAGUGACUUAAUGAGUACUGGUUAUAUGAUUUUUAUAUUCAAAUAAUAGUAAAAGCCUUUAGAGUGUGGCUGUAAAGUUAAGCUAAAAGCAGAGGCAGAUUUAGGGGGACCAGGGGACCAGGCCCCCUUAUGGAGCUACAUUUAUGGUUAAUGCAUUGACUUUGCACCAGUUCUACUCCUUAUAUUGCCUUGAUUGGUCAAUUUGGUCCCCACUUUUUCAAAAUCCUGGCUCUGAACUGAAAAGGACCUGAUGAAGGUGGCUAUUUGGCUAAUGUAAAAUAGAUAAAAAUUGUGUCUUGACUUUAAUCAUCAAUAUGUGCUUGAUUGAAAUAAUUAUUCAAACUUAUGUUUUCAACAAAAUAGUACUAACUAAACAUUUAAACUAAAAAGUACAGAAAUUAUUUCACUGACAUCCAUUUCUAAUGUGGAAAGGACCUUUUUGCUGGACUUCCCCCCUCCCCCUAGAAGUUAUUUCAAGAUUCAAUAACAUUUGUCAUAUGAUUUUUCAGAUUUUAGAAUGUAUUCAGAGAGCAAAUUUUAAUCAAGAGUUUAAUAAGCAGACAUUCAAACCUAACUUAGUGAAUCGGACAUGCUGACCUCCCUAAUAAAUUAUGUUCAUUUCAUUUUAUGUGUCUGAAAAAGUUGAUAUGAUCAUUUAUUACCCUUUUGAAUCAAAAUCGCCAAGUAUUAUACAUCUAUCAAAUAAAAUCAUUAAGAUAUUCACAACAGUUUGUCAGAUAUCAGUAAUUGUAUAUUUGAGUUGUGUCUGCAUAUACUUGUUUUGAAACAUCAAGCUUCUUACUUCAAAAAAAAAAAAAGGUAAAAAUUGUCCAAUUUGGAGAUUUUCCAAUUUGUAUUUGGAAAUUUGCAACAACCUUAUCCAAAAUGAUAUUUUGUCACAAAAUGUUGAUCUAAGAUGUUGAUGUGAAUCAAAAAUAUUUGGAAAUAACCGUUGCUCAUUUUGAAUUCGACCAAAAUGUAUUUGUAAAUUGACCUUAUUUGGUCUUGUUUAUGAUGUCACAGUGACUUCACAAAUGAAAUUUGUGCACAUUAGUGACUAGACAUUAUUCAUUUAUUUAAAAAAUCACAUAGGUUUGAAGGGAUUGAAGAACUAACUAUAUUUGUCAUUUCAAGGGCCAAUUAAUGGCUCAUAUCAUACCUCCCCCUUUCUGUAUAUAUCAACAGAAGCCUUGAAAUUGAUGCUUACAUAUUAAUGAAAAAGGUGAUUUCUAUUGGUUUAGAUCAUGUCAGGUGACAUUUAAUUAAAUUCUGAGCAAAACCAUACACUUUUUAACCCAAUUUUCUUGCAAUUUUAUAUCUAGAGCCAUUCAAACUAUUAUUAAUUGCUAAUUACUCAGGGUAAGCAGCCUGUUUCAGUAGACUUUGCCUUAGGUUACCAUGGUAAGAGGUGUUCCGUUUGAGCAAAUGGGUAUCAAUGCCUGAAUUACUUUUAUGAUGAUUUUUGAUGAAAAUUAAAAUUAACUUUACAAUAUUUAGAAAAUGGGUUUAUAUGUGCAUGGUAUAGUUGUAAAAACCAAUAAGUUUCUCUUCCACUUGCCUAUAUGUUGUAAGAGGUUUGGGUCUUUUGAGUCUGUUAAUUAAAGUAUUUUUGACCUAUAUGAAAAACUGUAAUUGUAUUAUUGUAAGACAAUGCAUUUUCAGGUUCUAUUUUGUGAUAUUAUCGCUUGUUUUUUAAAUCAUCUAUAUAUACAUGUGUGUCAUUAUUUAUAUCUGAGUUUCAUGUAUAUGUGUGUGGUUAUACAUUAAAUGUCUUAUAUAAUGCAAGUUUCUUUUCUGUCUUUCAACAUAUUGUGUAGUAUAGAAUAAAUAUUUUUUGUGACUAUUUUGGCUAUUCCUUAGAGAAAUAGAGAAAGCUAUUUUGAAAUUUGUGCUUUUUAAAAAUGAACAAGAUUAGAUUCUUGAAAUAUGAUAUAUAUUGAGGAAUUUCUGAUUCAAUUUUCAUCCAAGUUUACAUCAAAUAGUAAUGUGUAAUGAAUAGGUAGUAGGGAUAAAAGGAAAUUUAAUAUUUAUUAUAGUAAUUUAAAAAAAUAUUCCAAUCUGAAUAUUAGAGACUUGCAUAUAAAAUGCAUUAUGAAAUUUAUUAUUCAUUGGGUUCAAGUAUGCCUUAAUUUCUAGGCAGAAAAAAAGAUUUUUUUUCAAUUGGGCUUUUCAGACUCUAAAGGAUUAUGGGUAAUUGCUCAAAAAUAUAUUAUGUCAUUGGUAGAAUAUCAAUUGUUCAGGAAAUUAUAAAUUAAUCAAAAGUUUUAGUGAACUUUAUGAAAAUGUUACCCAGAAUGCAUUAGAUUCUGAAAGGGCAAAUUAUUUAUUUAAUCAGAAAAAGAGAUAAUGACAAGUGUUGAUUAUAAUUAUUAGUAAAAUUUGGAUGAGAAUAGAAAUUUAAAUUCAGAACUUCUGCAAACUUCUAUUUAGGACACACAUUUUUGGUCGUAAUUGAUUGAAAAGAGAAAUUUAGAGAGGGGUGGAUGGACCUUUUUUCGGGACAUCGUGAUUGGAUCUUAAUUUUUUUUGCAGGUAAUUCGGGAUUGGGCCUUUAUUUUUGCUAGAGUUUGGGAUUAACACUUAUCUUAACCCGGGAAUUGAAGAUUUAUUUUUUCAGGAUCUGUGAAAGAAUGCUUUAUUUUUUUCGGGAAAUCAGGAUGACACCCCCUCCUAUCCCCCUCUUUUGAGUAUGGACAAUUUUUGUCUUAUUUGAACAAAAAAUUAGCUUCAGUAAUUAUUAGUUCUUAAAACCAAGAUAGCAGUGGAGGAUCCAGGGGGGAGGGUUCUGGAGGUUGGAACCCCUUUUUUUUUGACGAUUAAUGCUUUGGAAUGGGGACAUGUGGUUGGAACCCCCUUUUAAAAAUGGCUGGAUCUGCCCCUGGAUAGACUUGCUUACUAUUAUCAGUAAUUUUUGCCUUGUUAUAAAUAUUUGUGUAUGAUAUAUUACCAAUAGACUGGGAAGAAAUUUGUGUGUAUAUUACCUAAUUGUUGUAUUACAGCUAGGAAGGAUACGUUGCCUUUCAUCAAGGCCAUAAAAAAUUAUUUUUAGAUUCUUGUUCUUGUUUUUAUUAGAACGUUUGGGGGUGAGAGGAUUUUAUUUUUUAUGCUUUAUUAGCUCAACUAUCACAAUGGGUUAGUGUUAGCUAUUGCCAUCACUUGUCAAUUUCAAUAUCUUUUUCUUCUAAAAAUUAAUAACUUAGGAUCAAAUUUUGCUUGAUUAAUUUUUAACCUAUUUUAAAAUUUGUUAUUUAUUUUGGAAAAGUCUUAGAGAAAUGAUGAAUUUAUGAUUCUUUUUUUGAACUACAGAUUAUGAUUGAUACAGACAUCAAACAUGGUAAUAAUUCAGAAUUCUCAAUCAAUUUUCCUAACCUUUUUGCUAUUUAGUAGAGUUGAAGGGACACUAAUUAUAAAAUUAGUUUUAUAUGGCCUAAUAAUUGUUUUCUUACCAUGUAAUUAUGUAUUUUUAAAAUACAUUGAAUAAACGUAAUGAAUUUUACAA